AUGAUGCUUCCUUUUUCCAAAUACAUUCUACUACAAACCCACUUUCUCACAAAUGUUUCACCUUUGCAAACCAUUCUUCGAGGGCAUGUAUGCUUCCACCAAUUGAAUCUUUUUCCGCAAAAGUUUUCAACUUCUAGUUCUGACAAUUGCGAGAGAUUAUCAUGGGAACGUUCCACCCAAGAAAUUCUACUAGAAAAACUUAAAUUUGCUUUGAGGAAUCAUCAAUCACAAGAAGCAUUGGAAACAUUUCAUGAUUUUAGAAGACUUUAUGGUUACCCUGAGGUUCAGUUAUUGAAUCAGGUUAUUGUUCAGUUGUGUUAUUCUUCAAAUCAUGUUUUGGUGAGAAAAUCAUUUGAUUUGGGUUUGAAAAUUGUUCAAGAGAAUUCACGUUUGAUUCAUGUUGAUACAUUUACCAAACUUGCUUUGUCUUUGGCUAGAAUGCAAAUGUCAUCACCUGCAUCGGUUAUACUUAGGUUAAUGCUUGAGAAAGGGUUUGUGCCGUCUAUGCAAUUUUUGUCCUUGAUUGUUUUUCAUAUUGUGAAGACAGAAAUUGGAACACAGAUUGUAGCUAAUUAUUUGUUUCAAGUUUGUGAUUUUUAUAAUUGUUUGAAGGAUAAAAAAGCGCAACAUGCAAUCGUGUUGAGGCCGGAUACUUUGGUUUUUAACCUUGUUCUUGAUGCUUGUGUGAGGUUUAAGUUGGCUUUGAAAGGCUUGUGUUUGAUUGAAUUAAUGCCUCUGAUUGGGAUAGUGGCUGAUGCACACUCAAUUGUGAUAAUUUCGCAGAUAUUAGAGAUGAAUGGUUUGAGAGAUGAAAUGAUGGAAUUGAAAUGUCAUAUUGACGGAGUUUCGGCUGCUUAUGUUAGGCACUAUCGUCAAUUCUAUGAUAGUUUGUUGAGCUUGCACUUCAAAUUUAACGAUAUUGAUGCUGCGGCUAAGCUUGUUUUGGAUAUGAGUAGCUCACAUAAUUGUCACAAUAAUGAAGAAUGUAGGAAUCAGUUACAAAAGCCUUGCUUUAUCGCGAUUGGAUCGCCUAACCUUAAGAAUGCAUUAAAGAUACAUAUAGAGCCUGAGCUAUUGCAGAAGGACUAUGUGCUUAAACUGGAAGGUAGAGAAGGUCUUGUUUUUUACAAGGGUGGGAAACUUGUUCUUAGUAAUAGAGCUUUGGCCAGGUUUAUUAUUGGUUACAAGAAAGAUGGGAGAAUUAGCGAACUUUCAAAACUUUUACUUAGUAUUCAAGGCGAACAAUAUUCAGUGGCAGGCUCCAGUUUGUCUUUUGAUGUGAUCGCUGCUUGCAUUCAGAUGGGAUGGCUCGAGUCUGCUCAUGACAUUUUAGACGAUGUAGAGGCUGCAGGGUCGUCGAUGGGCCGCGAUUCAUAUAUGUUACUCUUGUCAGCUUAUCAGCAGAAUGGAAUGCAGAGAGAAGCUAAAACACUGCUAAAACAAAUGAAGAAGAUUAAUUUGCACACUGAAUUAUCUGAUGAUGCAAUCCACAAACACACCCUUUGUGAAGAAACAUCAAAUUCCAUUGGUAAAUCAGAUUUGGCAGUCGCCUUGGCUCAUGUAUUGAAAGAUGAGAAUCAGGCGGUUAUUCCUUUGGUUUAUAACUUCAACUCUUCGAUCUUCUUUUUCUGCAAGGCAAGAAUGAUAGAGGAUGCUAUGAGGGCAUAUAGAAGAAUGUGUGAAAUGAAAAUUCGACCGACAAGCCAAACUUUUGCUCAUCUCCUAUGUGGAUAUUCUUCUCUCGGUAUGUAUCGCGAGAUUACGUUCUUGUGGGGGGAUAUCAAGAGAUUCAUGAAGAACAGUCAUUUAGUUGUAGAUAGAGAUCUAUAUGAGUUACUACUGCUAAACUUCAUUCAAGGUGGUUACUUUGAGAGAGUGAUGGAGGUCAUUGGCCAUAUGAAUGACCAUAACAUGUAUCCCGACAAGUUGAUGUACAAAAGUGAGUUCCUUAGACUUCAUAGGAAUCUUUAUAGGAGUUUAAAAGCGUCGGAUUCGAGAACAGAAGCCCAGAGUAAAAGGCUUGAGCAUGUUCAGGAAUUUAGGAAAUGGGCUGGUUUCAGUUGA
Lathyrus sativus (Indian pea) is the source of this 2064-nucleotide messenger RNA. NCBI's taxonomy places the organism in Eukaryota, Viridiplantae, Streptophyta, Magnoliopsida, Fabales, Fabaceae. The record is from the annotation of a GenBank genome assembly.